Drepanopeziza brunnea f. sp. 'multigermtubi' MB_m1 is the source of this 1437-nucleotide messenger RNA. Lineage: Eukaryota; Fungi; Ascomycota; Leotiomycetes; Helotiales; Drepanopezizaceae. The record is from RefSeq and is a predicted model, not a curated record.
AUGGCGGCAGAAGUGGAAAAGAAGAAGAGCAUAGUCUUCUUUCACCCCGAUCUGGGUAUCGGCGGCGCUGAAAGAUUGGUUAUCGAUGCAGCUGUAGGACUUCAGAACCGCGGGCACAAAGUCGUUAUCUUUACCAGCCACUGCGAUCCCAAGCACUGCUUUGAUGAAGCUCGAGAUGGUAUGGAGAAUUGGCUGUGUAAAGUCAGCAAAUUGAAGCCGGAUGCCUUCUUCGUCGACCAGUUGAGUGCCGGCGUGCCUUGGCUGGCAUACCUGUACCCUGAAACGCGCAUACUAUUCUACUGCCAUUUUCCGGAUCUUCUGCUGGCGCAAGGUCGAUCAGCAUGGUGGAAACGGCUGUACAGAAUACCCUUUGAUUUUAUCGAACAAUGGAGUAUGAGUUUCGCCGACUCGGUAGCUGUCAAUUCCGGGUUCACGAAAGGCAUUGUCGGGAGAGUGUGGCCGGAUCUGGUGGCGGAGAAGGACUUGCAAAUUGUGUAUCCUUGUGUGGAUAUUAAGGAGAAGAAGAAUGAGAUUAUAGAUGGGCCUGUUGCGGCUUGGCAGGACAAACGUAUUCUGUUGAGCAUAAAUCGGUUUGAGCGGAAGAAGGAUAUUGGCCUUGCGAUCAAAGCAUACGCCGGUUUGGGCAAGAAAGGUCGAGAAGGGGUUAUGUUGCUUCUUGCAGGUGGUUAUGACAAUCGUGUGUCAGAAAAUGUUGUCUAUCACAAGGACCUAGUCCAACUAGCCGAAUCCCUAGGUCUCAAGACCGCAACCACGAAGACCGUCGUUACAGCACUAAAUGUCCCCGAAGAUGUUGACAUUUUGUUCCUCUUAUCUGUGCCUAACACGCUGAAGGAUAUACUUCUCAAGUCGGCUCGCCUCCUUGUAUACACCCCCUCGAACGAGCACUUUGGAAUUGUUCCACUGGAAGCAAUGCUGGCUGGGGUACCCGUCUUAGCUGCAAACACUGGAGGACCACUCGAAACAGUCGUGCAAGGCAAGACCGGGUGGCUCUGCUCGCCGGAGGAUACUGAAGGCUGGACCGCAGUAAUGGACAAUGUCUUGCACAAACUUUCCGACAAGGAUAUCAGGGAAAUGGGCACUGCCGGAAUCCAGCGAGUCAAGGAUGAGUUUUCGAACGUGAAGAUGGCCGGGAGGCUCGACCAGAUUAUCGCAGCUAUGGCUGAUGCUCCACGAAGGGGUUGCAUACAGCUGUCGAUGUUCGUUUAUACGAUUCUCAUAAUAGUCUACGAUGCCGGAUUUACCAUCUACAUGUCGAAAAUGACCGAUUUGUCUUCGGAAAAAUUGGUAGAGAAGCGAUGGUUGCCUCCUUUCGCGUAUAGCAUCCUAGCGAUAGCGUGUUGGGCGGGAUAUCUGGGAUUUGAGUUGGUAAGGAGACAGAAGCGUCGAGUUGCUGCUCAGAGCAAGAAGGACCAAUGA